GAGCCGGAGGCGAGCGCGUCGCCCGGCACCGGUCCGGCGUCGCCGGCGUCGCCGACGGGCGGCGGGGGCGGAGCGUCGGGGGCGUCGGCGUCGCCGUCGCCGCGCGCCUCGCCGCGCGUGUCGCCCCGGGCGUCGCCGCGCUGCGGCCGCCGCCGCCCGCCGCCGCUGCGCGAGAGCCGGCGCGUGUCCGUCGACCGCUCGGGCACCUACGUGCAGCUCAACCAGUACCGCCUCGAGAAGGACCUCGGACAGGGCUCCUUUGGUGUGGUGAAACUGGCCUACAAUCAAGAGGACGACACGCACUACGCUAUGAAAAUCCUGUCAAAACGGCGACUGCUCAAAAAAGCUGGUGUUUUUGGGCGGCAGGCGCCGAGCCGCGGCGGGUCGGGCGGCACCGCGUCGGGCGGGCAGCCGUCGCCGCUGGAGCGCGUCUACCGCGAGAUCGCGCUGCUUAAGAAGCUGCGCCACCCCAACAUCGUGCGCCUCGUCGAGGUGCUCGACGACCCCUCGGAGGACCACCUCUACCUGGUGUUCGAGCUGCUGGAGCGCGGGGAGGUGAUGCGCGUGCCCACCGACAGCCCGCUGCCCGAGCGCCGGGCCUGGAGCUACUUCCGGGACGCGCUGCUGGGCGUCGAGUACCUGCACUUCCAGCGCAUCGUGCACCGCGACCUGAAGCCGUCCAACCUGCUGCUGGCGGCGGACGGGCGCGUGCAGAUCGCCGACCUGGGCGUGUGCUCCGAGUUCGAGGGCAACGACGCCGCGCUCUCCUCCACCGUGGGCACGCCGGCCUUCCUGGCGCCCGAGGCGCUGGGCGGCGGCGCCGGCCGCUUCUCGGGCCGCGCGCUUGACGUGUGGGCCCUCGGCGCCACGCUCUACGCCUUCGUCUACGGGCAGGUGCCGUUCAGCGCCGACUCCGUGCCUGCCCUGUACCGGCGCAUCCUCAGCGAGCCCGUGCGCUACCCGGAGCAGCCGCAGGUGUCGGCGCCGCUGCGCGACCUGGUGGCGCGCCUGCUGGAGAAGGACCCGCGGCGCCGCAUCACGCUUCCAGACAUCAAGGUGCACGAGUGGGUGACGGACGGCGGCGCCGCGCCGCUGCCCUCCGAGCAGGAGAACUGCCAGCGCGUGGAGGUGACGGAAGAGGAGGUGGAGGCCGUGGCGCAGAGCAUCCCGCGCCUCGGCACGCUGUGCCUUGUCAAAGCCAUGCUGAAGAAGCACUCGUUCCAGAACCCGUUCGGAGGCGGCAGCGGCGCGCGGCGGGCUGGCAGCGCGUCCACGGAGCGGAAAUCAUCUAUCGAUGCAAUGCUCCCAGCCCUACGUGAGAUAACAUCACCAGAAAACAACAAAACUGGAAGCAUAGGAGGGCAGAGAUGAGACCUGCAUAUAUGCAACAAUCUACUUUAUCCGACACCAUGGUUUCGGUUUUCCAAUUUAUGUAUGGGGUCGUAGUGAUACUGUUGUUCCAAGUUGUCAUUAUCAUUAACAUUCAUUUGCAAUUUUAAAUUUUAUAUUAGAGGUUUUAUAAGUUUAUUGACAAAGUGCAUACCAAAUGCCAAGAAGGUGAACAUUUUUGUUCCAAGCAUUUGAAAAUAAAUUUGACAAUUAUAUGUAUGUUGACAGGGACCAUGGAAAUGUGCAUCCAUUGUAUUUUAUCCAUUUUAGCAUGAUAGUACUAAGAGUUAAGUGUAUUGUAGCCUUGUGUCCAGUAAAAUGGACUUAAUAUCAUAUGUGGGAUUGUUGCAGAGCUGCCAUGUUGUCUAUCUGGCGAUUUUAUGUGCCUCAAGAAGUUUCUAAGAAAUAUUUUAUGUAAACUAGACACAAGGUUAGAUAUGUCUGUUAGAUCUUCAAUAAAGGACUACCAUUCUGAUGAAUUACUAAGACUUGAACUGUUUUAUAGUAAUAUGUGUGGGAUUAAGAAACAUCAAAAUCAAAGUUUCAAGAAUGAAUGCCUAUUGUAGACUUAAGUUUUGUUGUUGUUGGGUUUUGUUUAUAUUUCUUGGUUUUGUGGCAAUUUAAUAUAUUUAAAAAGUCUACCUAAGAUCUGAAUGUUAAAUUUCAUCAUCAUUUUGUUUGUAAAAAUAAAAGAAAAGGUAACCAUUAAA
This is a messenger RNA of Gryllus bimaculatus (two-spotted cricket), 2099 nucleotides long. Lineage: Eukaryota; Metazoa; Arthropoda; Insecta; Orthoptera; Gryllidae. The record is from the annotation of a GenBank genome assembly.